Molecule: messenger RNA, 3201 nt
Organism: Diatraea saccharalis (sugarcane borer)
Lineage: Eukaryota; Metazoa; Arthropoda; Insecta; Lepidoptera; Crambidae
Source: the annotation of a GenBank genome assembly
AAUAUAUCAUGUAGUCAAUGUUUUAAUAAUUAUAAAGGCAAAAAUGCCAGUUAGGUUGCAUACCUACGUGUUUUAGUUUUAAUACAAUAUAUACAAGUGUCACAUUUUAGAAAAUAUGAAGUUAGGACGUUUAGGAAAAACUCUAGAUUUUAGAGAAUUCAUCCUCUUAUUUGGGCAUAAUUAAAAACAUACUUAACUAAGUAUUGUUUACAUAUGUAAUUGAUGACCGAACACCUUUAUUGAACCAUACCUAGCCUUACUUCAGCAAUCUAAACUCAUAAAACCACCAACUUAUGUUAUACAUUUCACGCCGGUAUGUUAUCGUCAGCCUGUUGAACUGUUACAAUCUAAUUUCUUUACCUUCAGAUACGAGACAAUUUAAAAGAUUAUAUUUCCUUUUACAGAUAAUAUGGGUGUUAAUGUUACUCUUUAAAGUCUGGACAACUACAUGAAAAUGGCUCGACUAAAGGUACUAGUGAUUGCACUCCUUGCGAAUACUUUGACACACGCCUUCAAUGGAGACAGUUUCGAGCUGGAGUGUCCUGACGAAUGCGACUGCCAUUACUUCAGAAUUAAUUGGGUGACUGAUUGCUCAGAGAGCAACCUCACAGAAGUGCCAUACGAUGAGCUGAGCAUGAGCGUCUACAUACUGGACUUGAAUGGCAAUAACAUUACCACCCUGAAGACAUUUCCUGGAGAUAUCAAGAUGAGAAGAUUGCAGAUAGCCGACAACAGACUUACCCGGGUGGAUAGAGAAUCUUUUAAAGGUCUGGAGUAUCUGAUAGAUGUGGAUUUGUCGGGCAAUAACAUAAGUUACGUCGAUCCAGAAGCUUUCUUGGAUUCCCGAGGGCUUCUCAACGUCGAGUUACAAGAUAACCCUAUCAGUACCGUAGAUGGACCAUUUUUAAUCUCCAGUACUUUACAGUUUCUGGAUUUAAGCAAUUGCAACUUGUCCAGUAUUAACCUACAGUUCUUUGAUAACAUCACAUCUCUCACAACAGUGGACCUUUCAAACAACCCGUUAAAAAAUUUAGAGAGUGGAACAUUUGACGUUUUAACCAGUCUAGAAACUCUAAAGCUGAACGACUGCAAGCUCACUAGUAUAGCUGAAAACGUAUUCUCGGCAUUGGUUAACCUUAAAUACUUGGAACUGGCGGGCAAUCAGUUAACAAAUAUGAACUGGCCAGAAUUGUUAGGAAAGCUAAUCAGACUAGAAUAUCUCAAUCUAAGAAAAACCGGCAUUAAAUCGUUGUCAGAAGAUGCAUUUUCAAAUUGUACUAACUUAGUCUCACUGAUUUUGGCAGACAAUGAAUUGCGUGACUUAGAUGUCGCAGCUACCUUAGGUAGUAGUGUUGAUCAUUUAGAAUUAUUAGACUUAUCCAAUUGCAAAAUACGUGGACCUAUAGCUGGCGAUGCCUUUGCUAAUGCUACGAGGUUAAAAAGUCUUUACCUUUCUGGUAAUCCUUUAUUCGCUCCUGAUUUACAAGAAGCUCUUGAACCAUUACCGAAGUUAGAAAAACUGUUUUUGAGCAACUGUGGCUUACGAAACCUUCCAGACAAUUUCAAUGUGUUUGAUAAUCUACAAGAACUGGAUAUAUCACAUAAUCCAUUAGUAAACGUUUUCACUAAGUUGUUAGCCCCACUUGAAAAACUGGAAUAUCUUAAUAUGGGUUAUAGUAAUCUUUCUUAUAUAGGCCCUGAUUCGUUUUCUAAAAUGACCUCAAUGAAAAGACUUGUUUUAUCAGGUAACGAUUUAUUAUCACUUGAAGCGGGACUCUUCGGCAAUUUAACCCAAUUGACCACUUUAGAGUUAGAAUUCUGUGGUUUAAAAAGACCAUUGAACUCAAAUGCUUUCUUCAAAAAUCUAACAUAUAUGGACCUAAGAGAAAUAAGAUUAGGUGGGAAUCCAUUAGUUAUCCCUGCUAGUGGUCCAUUAUUCCCGAAACGACUUUCUCAGAUUACUAUAAUGGAUUUAAGUAAUUGUAAUAUUACUUAUCUCAAUCGUGACGCUUUCAAAAACACUGAGAAUAUUACAGAUUUAAAUCUAGCAAGUAAUCGUAUCGAAUCUAAAGAAGAUAGUUUACAAUUCUUGGCCAGGUUACAUCAUCUGGAAAAAAUAAAUUUGAGUAACAAUAACUUAACCACCAUCGAUCCGGAAGUGUUUGUUAACAAUCCAAAACUCCAUUCGUUGAAUUUAGUUGGCAAUCCAUUUAUUUGUGAUUGCAAGAUUGCUGAAAUGUGGGAUUGGGCUAAUAUGAUCAAGGGCAAUCUAGACUUUCUCAUAGGAGCAAAGAGCGCUGAAAAAGACAUAGUAGUGAAAGGAAAUAAGAAGAAGAAACAUUUGUAUUGUCAUUAUAACGAAACACAGAUUAGAAACCAUACGAUUUCAGUGAAUAAAACAGUACCAGGAAGAAGACCGUUCAUGAAACCUAGAGAGUUGACGUUAGCUAAUAGGACUUGGGCAAAGUACGUUAGAGAAUCCGGGUGUGAACCUGUGGUAAAAAUACUACGUCCAGUUGCUUUAACGUCAGAUCUGUUUGACCCUGAAAGGGCAUUUUCCACAGGCGCUGUGAUCCUGUCUGUAAUAGCUUUGAUAUUCGGUUUAUCAGCAUUGUUGAUGACAGUACGACUUCUCCGAAGAAGAAACACUACUGAAGUCGAUACAGAGAAAAAUAGAAAAGCAAGAUAACAAAGAAAAAUAAAAAUCAAUUAAUUAUUCCGAAGAAAAAUAAAGGAUUUCGGAUCUUUAUUCGUGUACGUUAUUAGUAUUCUGUCAUUUUUUCAUACUGUUUUACAUUUAUUGUAGUUUUACAUUUAUAAAUAAAGAUAACAUUUAAUGUAAAAUAUAUGUAAAAUAUAUAAAAUAUAUAAAUACAUAAAAUAAGUAAUGAAAUUCCAUACUAAGGAUAAUAAAUUAUUUAUUUUAUGAAACAAAUAAUUUCUUUCGAAUGAAAAAGACACUCUUUGUAUAAAAAUACUAUAAAUAGUAAUACAUUAAGUCUUACUGUAUUGAAACGGAUACUAGUCAAAACGAAAACAUUGUAAUAAAACCUAAUCGUAUUCCAUUAGUAUUCGCCUAUGUUAAAAUUAAAAUUAUUUUAAUUAUUAUAUUGUAUUGUAAUAUUUCAAUAAAUCGAUCCACAAUCGCCCAUCGUCCAUCAUCUACUAUGUAAAUAUGUAUAUUUCAAAAUAUCCCUAGCU